Molecule: messenger RNA, 2008 nt
Organism: Paramecium tetraurelia
Lineage: Eukaryota; Ciliophora; Oligohymenophorea; Peniculida; Parameciidae
Exons: 4
Biological process (GO): regulation of gene expression
Cellular component (GO): nucleoplasm
Molecular function (GO): RNA binding
Source: RefSeq, a predicted model, not a curated record
AUGAGUUUGAGACUUGAUUAUAUUUGUGAUAAUUAUAUUUAAUCGGAUAAUAAAAAGAAUGACAAUUUGAAUAGAAUAAUUAAUCCAUAUAUUAUUUUGUUGUAUAAAAUUAUUACUUACUCCUUGAUAAUGAUUUUAGUAAGCGGUUUUCCUGAAAAUGUUAACGAGGAAAUAUUGUAUGAGACAUUUAGAAUCUAUGGCAAAAUGCUUGAAAUAAAGAUCAAGAAGGAAUAUUAUGAAUAACAGAGUGCAAUUAUAGAAUUUGCAGAUUCGAUAUCAGUUCAUUAAAUUUAACUAGAAAAGAAAGAAUUUAAAAUUGAUAAUAACAUCCUCAAAAUUUCACUUCAUGAUGAUUAAAACUAAAAUGAGUUUAGAACUAAUAAUUUAUUUGUAAAUAAUAUACCUUCAAAUAUUACCUAAGAGUAAUUGUCCAUGUUUUUUGAGUAAUUUGGACAAGUCUUCAAUUGUAAAAUAAAGAAAUCAAAUUAUUUGAACCAUAAACCUUAAUUUUCCGGCUUUGUGGAAUAUAAGAAUCCUUAGACUACCGUAGAUUUGAUGGAAAUAUACUUGAGGUAACCAUUAAAAGUCAAUGGAAAAAUAUUGAUCAUCCAACCUUGUAAAGACAAGACUUAGCCAAGAGUGUCGAUAUAAAUGAUAAUAUAGGGUUUUUGUAGAAAGUUGAAUUAGGCAGAAUCAUAGAUUUUUGGAAUCUCAAGAUUUAUUGAAUUAAUAUGGGAAUUAUUAAUAGUAGAUUAUUUUAAUUCAAGAAAAUUGUAGAUGAAAAAUUGUUUUGUCAAAAUGAAGAACGAUUAACCAUACAUAAUUUUGGUAUUCCCAACCUUAAGUGAUACCAUCAAAUUUAUGAAAUUAGCAGACCAAAUUAAAGGACAUCCUUGCUUUUAGCAUGAUUCAGAUUGUAUCCCAACAAUACUUAAAAAAUAUUCAGUGGAUUCAUCUCUAUCUUAAACAUUUCAAUAGUUUCACUAAUAGCAUUUGUCGAUAAAUGAAUAAUUUUAAAGUAGAGCAACUCAAGAUUAUUUUAGUGGGAACUUCUCAAAUUUCAGUUGCAGAUACCAUUUCAACAAUUAAGAUUAUUAUGAUGAUAGAAUACUAGUCAUUUCAAAUUUAAAAAGUUCAGUUACUAUUGUAUAAUUGAAAGAGUAUUUCCAAUAAUUUGGUUUGAUAAAAUCAGUAGUCUUAAGAAAUGAAUAAAAUGGAAAAGCUACUAAGGUAUGUUUUGCCUUAGCACUCACUUCAUUUGAUGCUUAAUUAAUAUUGUAGGAAUAUGAAAAUCAACAACUUGGAUCAAAUUAGAAUAUUUCAGACUCUCCAAUCAAAAUCUAAAAGCUUCACUAUAAGCAUUAUGAAUAUGAGAAGAUAUUUAGUGAGUUAUACGAAGAAGUAUUCUAUAAAAAAGAAAUUUAAACACCUGAAACAUAAAAUUGUAUUCUAAAAGAUAAAGAAUAUUUUUAAAGUUUUAAUCAAAUAAUUGAAGAAUUGGAGCAUUUCCAAUAACUCAGUUUAUAGGAUUAAAAAGAUAUUGAGUAGUAAUUAAUUGAUUAAGUUGUUGCUAAUUAAUCUUAUUUAAAUUUGGUAGAUUAAAAAAUAAUAUCAUGUAAAAUAAUAAAUAAAUAUCAGAAAUUAGAAGAUAUAAUAGAACUUUACAAAGAUCCAGCCAAAUUUAUCUUGGAAAUAGAAGAAGCUGAAAACAAUAUCAUUUAGGACUAGUAUUCAGAAACUAUUUAGUAAUAUUCUACAUUGGAUACAAUUAUGAAUAACUUUGAAGCAUUUUAUUCCUUAAAAGAUGACCAAAAGAUUAACAUCAUAAAGUUUCUAUUGAAGUAACACAUAAUUACAGAAUUAUAAAUGGAUGAUAAUUAGGCAAGCAAAAUCUCUAAAUAAAUAAUGAAGCAGUUAAAAUACAAAAUUCAGGAUUUGCUUUGCUUAUUGGAGGAUAAUACUGAAUUUUUGAAUGCACUGAACAAAAAUGAUUGAUAUAUAUAUACAU